CAACAAUUGCACAAAUUAAAAAAAUCAAGUCCUAAUAAAAACGGCCGACGACCCAUCCGCCAUUGCUAAUCUGUAAAUCGGACCCAACGCGUUUUCACCUCCACAUUUUCUCUCUCCUUUCUUCUUCUUCUUCUCAUACAUUCCAAUUUCACAGAACCUAAAAACGUCAUCGUUUUCCAACCACUAAAAAAACCCACAUCCUCCAUUAUCAAAAUUCCUUCAUUUUCUCUCUCCUCUUCUUUUUGCUCAUGAUUGAUUAUGAGAUCCAUACAAUCACAUCUUCCUCAAUUACACCUUUCUCCUCUUUAAUCUCAUCUUCAAUUCCUUAGAAAAAUGUCAGAUCUCUAGCAAAAAUUGAAGAUCCACAAAAGCAAAUUUCUAGGGUUUUGGAAUUUUUGUUCGUCGUUUUUUCCAGCCCUAAUUCAUCGGUUUCAAAUUAGGGCAAAAAAUUAUGAAAACGACGAACAGAUUCUUCACGAUUGGGCUGGUAACAGCAUGGUAUUCAUCAAACAUUGGGGUUUUACUGCUAAACAAGUAUUUGUUAAGCAAUUAUGGGUUUAAGUACCCGAUCUUUCUAACGAUGUGUCAUAUGACUGCUUGUUCAUUGUUGAGUUACAUUGCUAUAGCUUGGAUGAAGAUGGUUCCUAUGCAAACUAUAAGAUCUCGAGUUCAAUUCUUCAAAAUUGCAGCACUUAGUCUUAUUUUUUGUGCUUCUGUUGUUAGUGGGAAUAUUUCAUUGAAAUAUCUUCCUGUUUCGUUUAAUCAAGCAAUUGGUGCUACCACGCCUUUUUUCACUGCUGUUUUUGCUUAUAUUAUGACGUUUAAGAGGGAAGCUUGGCUUACUUAUUUCACUCUUCUUCCUGUUGUUACUGGUGUUGUUAUUGCUAGUGGGGGUGAACCGAGUUUCCAUCUUUUCGGGUUUAUAAUGUGUGUAGGUGCAACGGCUGCUAGGGCUCUUAAAUCAGUGGUUCAGGGUAUUUUGCUGUCUUCUGAAGGGGAGAAGCUCAAUUCUAUGAACCUUCUACUUUAUAUGGCUCCAAUAGCUGUUGUUUUCCUUCUUCCUGCAACACUAUUCAUGGAAGAAAAUGUGGUUGGUAUUGCUCUGGCUCUUGCAAGGGAAGAUGUCAAGAUAGUGUGGUACUUGAUUUUUAAUUCAUCACUGGCGUACUUUGUGAAUCUGACUAACUUCCUGGUCACCAAGCACACCAGUGCUUUGACUCUCCAGGUCCUUGGAAAUGCAAAGGGUGCGGUUGCUGUUGUCAUCUCAAUUUUGAUCUUUAAAAACCCCGUCUCAGUUACCGGGAUGCUUGGUUAUUCACUCACAGUCCUCGGAGUCAUCCUCUACAGCGAAGCCAAGAAAAGAAGCAAAUCAACAAGUUGAGAAAAACGAUAGGAAACAGUUUUACUCAUAUUCUUCCUUCCUCUGUGGAAACAGCAUCGAUUUGCCUUGCCGUGGACAAAAGGGUUAACAAUACACUUUUAAUUUGGAGCCCAGAGGUUCUGCAAUUUGUAUCUCAGAUUCUCCCCUGUAAGUCUUGGGGAUGGGUUUUUGCUUGUACCAUCAACACCAGAAAUGAUUUAGUAAACUAAAUAUGUAGGAGUUGAAAAGAAAAAAAAAACAAUAAGCAACUGCUCUUUCUUUAUUCUUGUUAAAUUGGGUUUAUAUUGGGAAGGGGGGUUGAUAUUUUGUAUUCUUUUAGCAAAAAGGUUGUAGAAUUGCAAUUUCUAUACAGUAUGUCCUGUUAACAAUUCAAAAUUCAGUAAUUAAUGAAAGACAUUCAUCAAUUAAGAUUUCCGCUUCA
Messenger RNA from Beta vulgaris subsp. vulgaris (sugar beet), 1802 nucleotides. RefSeq names its product probable sugar phosphate/phosphate translocator At3g11320. The record is from RefSeq and is a predicted model, not a curated record. The coding region runs from base 452 to 1381 and encodes 309 amino acids. Gene Ontology annotation, cellular component: Golgi apparatus. NCBI's taxonomy places the organism in Eukaryota, Viridiplantae, Streptophyta, Magnoliopsida, Caryophyllales, Amaranthaceae. The transcript has 4 exons. Gene Ontology annotation, molecular function: antiporter activity.